This is a messenger RNA of Penicillium brasilianum, 11570 nucleotides long. Lineage: Eukaryota; Fungi; Ascomycota; Eurotiomycetes; Eurotiales; Aspergillaceae. The record is from the annotation of a GenBank genome assembly.
CCCGAUCGGAAGGUACCUCCCAGCUUGACCGUGAAACACUCGAAACCACUCACGAUCAUGGGGAAGCUCGACGAUGAAGGGGUCCCCGAGGCUGUCCCGCUAACUCGACAGCGGUCGACCUCUUUAGCAUCAAACAUUUCCUCCGAUUCGGGCCUCUCGGUUGCAUCCGCAGCCUUCCUCGAUGCUCAUAAGAGCGAGUUCUCGGCCGGGGUAGAUGGAGAGGGGGAAGGACAACGAUACCGGGACUUGGAAGAUGGGACAGAACCUGGGGUGGACGAGCCAUUUCUUCCUUCUAAGAAGUCCAAUUCUUCAUCCGGCCGUCGCUGGUGGCUGUUCGGUAUGCUCAUAUGCGUGGUCAUGGCCAGUGGCUGGAUCGUUGCAUUCGUCUUCUUCCUCGUACAGGGACGGUCCAAUGCAGCGGCGAUUUCCUCCCCAUCCACGGUGGAAGUGCAUGAGCCGGACUCUGCAACCGGUAGUACCAGCUAUGGAAAGCCGGUGACACUCGAACAGGUGCUGACGGGCCAUUGGUUGCCGCAGUCUCAUGCCAUCGCGUGGACCCCCGGCUCUAAUGGCGAAGAUGGGCUGUUGAUCGAGCAAGGCGAGCAUGGUGACGGAUACCUGCGCAUUGAAGAUAUUCGCAGUCGCAAGGCCGGAUCGGGGGGCUCUGCUGCUAAAGUCUUGAUGCAAAAGUCACAUUUCUGGGUUGGCACCCAGUUCGUCAUGGCGUCCAAGAUCUGGGUGAGCCCCAAUCAUGAGAAAGUUUUGGUGCUUUCUGAUUAUGCGUCGAACUGGCGCCAUUCGUACUAUGGCAGUUAUUGGAUUUUUGAUGUCGCAACCCAGACAGCCGAGGCUUUGGACCCGAAUAAUCAUACCGGUCGCAUUCAGCUAGCCUGGUGGUCGCCCGAGUCUGAUGCAGUCGUAUUUGUUUGGGAGAACAAUGUUUAUCUGCGACAACUGUCUUCGUCCAAGGCUGUUCCCGUCACAACGGAUGGUGGCGAGGAGGUGUUCAACGGUGUUCCGGACUGGGUGUACGAAGAGGAGGUUCUGUCUGGCAACGGAGCCACCUGGUGGUCGCUAGAUGGCAAGUACCUUGCAAUGUUGCGGACCAAUGAAACCGACGUCCCCGAGUAUCCCGUUCAGUACUUCCUCCACCGACCCUCAGGCACGGAAGCCCCAGCUGGGCUGGAGAAUUACCCGGAGGUGCGGCAGAUCAAGUAUCCCAAGGCCGGCACUCCCAACCCCAUUGUCAAUCUUCGGUUUUAUGACGUGGAAAAGCAUGAACUCUUCUCCAUCGCUAUGCCAGAAGACUUCGAGGAUGACGAUAGGAUCAUUAUUGAAGUCGUCUGGGCCCCCGAGGAGAAGGUUCUGAUCCGCGAGACCAACCGUGAAAGCGACGUCGUCAAAAUAUUCUUGGUUGACGCCAAAUCGCGGACUGCCAAGCUCGUUCGCUCGACUGACAUUGCUGCUUUGGACGGUGGCUGGGUCGAACCCUCUCAGUCGACGUGGAUCAUUCCCGCCGAUCCCAACAAUGGUCGACCGGAGGCCGGCUAUAUCGAUACAGUGAUUCAUGAGGGUUACGAUCAUCUCGCGUACUUCUCUCCAUUGGAUAGCGCCGAGCCGGUGAUGCUCACUUCAGGAAAGUGGGAAGUCGUCAAAGCACCCACCUCAGUUGAAUUGAAGCAGAACUUGGUCUACUUUGUCGCUACCAAAGAGGGACCAACACAACGACAUGUAUACCAGGUCAAACUCGACGGCUCUGAUCUUCGUGCAUUGACCGAUACUUCGAAGCCAGGCUACUAUGGCGUCUCUUUCUCGGACGGAGCCGGAUACGCGCUUCUGAGCUAUCAAGGACCUGCAGUUCCCUGGCAAGCCGUAGUUAGUACCCAAGACGGCACGAUGAAGAAGGAGAUUAUCAUCGAAGAAAAUAAGCAACUCGCCGAGAAGGUCGAAGACUUUGCACUUCCUGCAGAGGUAUAUAGCACGGUGACCAUUGAUGGAUUCGAAUUUCAGGUGGUCGAACGGCGACCUCCGCACUUCAACCCGAAGAAGAAGUAUCCGGUGCUCUUCCAUUUGUAUGGAGGACCCGGUUCCCAAACGGUUGACCGCAAGUUCUCAGUCGACUUCCAAUCCUACGUUGCCUCCAGCUUGGGGUAUAUAGUUGUUACCGUGGACGGUCGUGGAACAGGCUUCAUCGGUCGCGAGGCUCGGUGUAUCGUUCGCGAUAACCUGGGUUAUUAUGAAGCGCGUGACCAAAUCGAAACAGCCAAGAUAUGGGCCAAGAAACCCUAUGUUGAUGACAGCCGGUUGGCUAUUUGGGGCUGGAGCUUUGGUGGUUUCAUGACCCUGAAAGUCCUUGAACAGGAUGCGGGCCAAACCUUCCAGUAUGGCAUGGCCGUCGCACCAGUGACGGACUGGAGAUUCUACGAUUCCAUCUACACCGAGCGUUAUAUGCACCGACCCCAGAAUAAUCCUAGUGGCUACGACAAUUCAACAAUCAGCGACGUUGCAGCAAUGGGCGAGAAUACUCGAUUCCUCAUCAUGCAUGGUGUGGCUGACGACAAUGUCCACUAUCAGAACACCCUCACGUUGCUCGACAAACUAAACUUGCAAAACAUUGACAACUGGGACAUGGUGAUGUACCCCGAUUCGGAUCACAGCAUAUAUUUCCAUAAUGCACACACCAUCGUCUAUGAACGCUUGUCGAGCUGGCUCAUCAAUGCAUUCAAUGGCGAGUGGCACCGCAUUGCCAACCCGAAGCCCGUUGAGUUGUCCUGGAAGCAAGCCAAGCGCUUUGUAGCCAGUAGACUAUCUUUUGCACCAUAAUUUUGUUUUCUUCCCCCCCGCGCCGUAAUGGGAGGCGCCAUUCCGGGUCAGCAUAUAUUUCAUACAGACAAUUAUCUUACGUAUACAAUGGAAAUUCGGGUUCAAAAUAUGAUUAUGUUCAGUUAUGACUAUAGACGCUGGUAUGCGAAUGAUAUGCUAUGCAAACGCAGAACGCAGAACAAACUGUAAUAUAAACAGGGGUAAAAGUCGAUGUUUUUUUCGCAAACACAUGAAUGAAAAAGAUGAUAUGAACAAAAUAUAUGGGGUAACGGGGAAUUAUGUGCAAUGCCUAAUGGCUGAAGACUUGACUAGACCGCAAAAAGUCCUCUCGCAUGAUCGUGCUGACAUCCGAGUUGCGAUACUGCAUGAGAUCUUCCCGAUGCAGACCACGCACCUGUUCGCGACCGUUGGUCGAGACGGAGCGAGAAUACGAGUGCGGCCGGCGCUGUCCUCCCAGAGAGACACGGAAGUUUUGCGGCGGUACAAGACCAGGGGAACGACUGCCAUGAGAGCCUCCCGCGGAGAGAAUGGAGUGGCGGGGUGCAAAGACGGGGAGACGAGCGUGGGAUUCGGUGUCCGUGGAGAAAUUGCUGAGACUGAGGGCGGAAAUGCUGGAGAAGCCGCGAUCGCGGCGGUCCCGCAGUGGGAAGUUGGAGACAGAGCUGUAGACGGUGGACAUGUUUGAGGCGGCUGAUGACCGCCAGGAGUAGACUGCGCUUGGUGGAAUCGUGAGAAUUUCCUCGUCUACUGUCGCGGUGCGUUGGACAGCCGCUGCAAUAUCUGUGGGCUCAACUGGGUCACCAGCGGCGCGGCUGGCCAUCAUCUUGGCCGACUUGCCGAUCCAGAGCAUCUGCUCGUGUUCGCGGAGAUACCGGUCACCGCUGAAGGACUUCUGGACGAUCUUGCGAGUCAUCAUGCCCAGCUUGCGUCGCUGCUCACUCUUUGCGUACAUGCGACGAGUGAUGAGGUCCACCUCUUCAGGGGUUGGUGACGAGGAAAGGACCGGGGCAGGCUCGUGGUCAUCGCUGUAUUGGCUCCAUUCUCCGAGCAUGGCUAGCAUAGAGAUUUGGGCCUUUGCGAGAGCCUGGGCAUCAUUGGGCGCGACCACGGCGCUGAAGCGUGAAAAGUCAUCUGGGUCACUCAGCACACGAAGCGAAGCGCCGACGUCCGUACAGACAACGGGGGCUCCAGUGAGAGCUGCUUCACCCAAAGCGAGAGGAAGACCUUCAGAAAGAGAGGAGUUCAGGAAGAGCCAUGUGUUCUCGAGGACCUUCAUGGGAUCGGCCGUUCCUCGCAAUGUGACUCUGCCGCGGAGACCCUUGGAAGCGAUAAUUUCCUGGCAUUCAGUGGAGUAUGUGGGAGCCUUGUCAAUGGCACCGUAGAUGUCAAGAUGGUAGUCAUCGAAUUUCCACUGGUUGAUGAUGAUAUCGGCAGCUAGCAGUGCAGUUUUGAUAUCCUUGGCGUACCACACGUGAGAAAGCAUGGUCACUGUUGGGCGCUCAGACUUGAUUUCCUUCACAGGCGCAAACUUCUGCAUGUCGGUGAUACCAUUAACGACAGGGUCGACCUUGCGGCGGAACGUGUUGCGAUGCUCAAUCGUUCCUUGGCAAGUGCCAAUCUCAACUUCCCAGCCUGGGUUGAAGAAGUCUGCACACGGAAGAAUGAUAUCCGCGUGGUGAAGAGUCAGAACGGAGGUGAUUCGCAUCAAGCCCAGAAGGGCAUUUCGGACGAAUGGCGAGAGCUUGCAUAGCGCAGACGAGAGACAGAGAUUAGUCUCGCGCCAACUGAUGGCAUGAUCCCAGAUUUGCAAGGUGCAGUUGCGCUUGAUCUUACAUACGACACCGUAAGAGGCACUGACACUGUGGUGGGAUGCCUGGAAGACAUUCGGGAUCUUGUCUGGCACAGGGAUGGAGAAGAUGAAGAGGUAACGGUACCAUAGCUCUAGAGCAACGUCGAGAGUCGACAAGGUGGGAAGCUCAGUGUCGAACCAUUGAGAAGAAGGGAUAGUGUUAGGCAUCUCUUGAGUGAGCCAAAGAUCCCGCCAGCUCUGCUUGACCAUCUCGCUGUUCCAGACUUGCGACCAGUGACGAGACUCCUGGAAGUACGUGUUGAGAUUGACCAGGGCUCGAGUUGCCUGGUGAAUAUCUGCCUUGGAGAGAUCAACAGCUCGCGCACCCUUGACAAGGGCUGUGAGGAUAGGAAUGAAAUUCAUCUUGAUAUCGAACUCGCUUGCCGAAGUAACGUUGUCCACCUCGGAAUCCAGCUUGUUGCUGAACAGGCCGUGGGUAGGUGUCAAAAAGUCCAAGCCCCAGAGGGGAACCACCUUCAAGGACUGGAUGUUCCUCUCUGUCUGGUGCUUGGGAAUACCAAAGUCAUUCGCAGACUCGCAAAUCAUAUGCCACUUGAUGGUCCGCAGCGAGUUGAUCAUGUCUCGUCGACAGGCAGAGACACCACCACCCUCGUUGGGCCAGGUGCCAUUAUCAGCAGCUAAAACGUGGAGGUUCUUGUCGGUGUCGGAGCUGACUUCCUUGGACCGUGUGGUGACGACUGCAUCACCUCCGGGACCAAAGUUGAAGAAAUCACUAAUUUUAACGGCGAGGGGGGUCCAGCUGGAGAUGUUGUUGUCCAAGUCUGCACUGGCCAUGACUGCAUCGGCACGAAGCUCCAUGUACUUUCUUGCGGCUCUGAGAUUUCCCCAAUCGCGACUGCGCCAGUAAGGAGACAGGACCUCAUCCUUGCGAAGAAUGCGAUCAUCCAUCCAGCGAACAAUGAUGCCGUCGAGAUCAUUUCGAUCCUUCCAGGCCUUCCACAUCAUAGAGCGAGAACGAGACGUCGACACGGCGAAGCGCUUCUUAUUCAAUCCAAGAAGACGCGUGAAAAGAUUCGAACGCAGGCUAUCGACGUAGAAGAAGGGAUUGUCGUGCACGAAACUGGUGUAGUUUGGCUUAGCAAGAACUCCCAGGUAGUCGUGUUCGAUCAUAGGCGGCGUCUGAACCUUCAGUCCGUUGAUGGUAGUGAAGAUGGUCGGGUGGAACUUGUGAUCAUACAGCCAGCGACUUUCAUACACAUCGCCAUUUGCCUGUUGCACAAAGGUAGCUUCGGUGACCUUGGUGUGUGGGAUCCAACGAUGUUCCUUGUCACGAUGACGCCGGGGAGGCGCACACCAGGAGACAUUGCAAGUAAUGUGGGACAGCGAAAACUCAGCGCGAAGCAGUUCAUCUCCAAAGCGUGGGUUCUUGCGAUAGUGGUACUGGAAGCGGAUAAGGUUACCGUCCUUCAUGUAUGAACCCUUGUCGACAAGACCCUUGGAGUUGUACUGAAUGCUUUGAAGGUGGUUCUCGCCCUGGACGCAGCGUCGUCCCAGGGGCAUGCGCGGAUUCGUUGACUUGCCCAGCUUGAGACCUUUCUUUACCGGUGCUUGGUAGUCAUAGUGGUAUUCAUUGAGCAGUUUGCCGUCCUUGAACUCCUGUUUGAUGAGAAGCAGCAUCUCGCUCGAAUAGCUGCUGACAUAUUUGAGGGUCCUGGCUUCCUUGUCCUUAGGCUCGGUCUUGUGCUCGCCGGAGUACUGGUAGACUUUGAAGCCUCCAUCGGUUUCCUGGUGCCUGAAUGCUGUGAAGGUUCCAUCAAGUCCUUGUAUGAUGACUCUGCUUUUCUUGAUGUGAAUGGUCAUUCCCUUAGUCUCUUCCCAAAGUCGCUUGACGUUCUUGCGGCCGUGGAAGAGGAAGAAAGACAGGCCAACGUCUUGCACAAUCUUGGCGUAGAUCCAGACCAUGUUGAGCAGGAACACACUUGGAACGCGAACCACCGUCGGCAGUGUCUUGGAGACGUGAUCGAACUCUCUUUGGAAUUCAGGAUCGGCGAUGAGAGCAAUGAAGAUAAACUUGACAAUCGAUCCCAGCUUGUGGUAGACAUAGCUGAAGGGAGAUCUCAACAAAGUCAAGGGCAAUGGCAUUUUUCGAGGAACGUAUGAAAUGAAUUCAGCAGUCUCUGGCUCUUUGGGAAUAGCGGCCUCGCCAGUUCCAUAGUGAGAAUAGUCAAGGAUACUGAUCGCCAUAGCUGCCCCAAGAUUGCACCUCGCAACGUGAACGUCAAGAUCGUUGGUGUCAAACUGGCAAAGGCUUUGUUGGAGCCAUUGGCGUUGACUGUCCGACAGGCUACAGGGCUGUCCAACGCAGCGGCUCAGGAGAACCUUUCGUACUUCCACAGGUAGCUUGUCCCAGUGGAUGUCUGCUUCGAACCCAAGGCACAAUUGACGGAGAAGUUCCUUCUUGGCCCACUGCACAACGACAGAAGUGUUGGCCUCUUCGCGCAGUAGCCGGGCCAUGGUGUGAGUAACUCCACCUGAGACAAUCGCUUCAGCCAGAGCCGCAUACUCGUGAGGAACACCCAUGACCAUCUCGGCGACGGAGUGGACCAGAGUCUCUGCAAUGAUCUGACAAUUGGCACUGAUGUCAAGUCGUUCAUCGUGCAGGCCUCUCACGCUGAUCGCCACCGUUAGUUGAUCACCAGUGCUGCAACUCAAAGCCCGGAUACCGGGACCCAUCGAGCCGUGUGGCACAAGCUCGAGAUGGAUGUUACCAUUCUCCCAAGAUGCAAGAGCUUGAUCAAUAAUCUCUUUGGAAUUGGGGAAGGCUUCUCCAAUUCGAAGUUCUUGGCGGCGAGAAAGAAUAACAUUCUUGAUCUCAAUGCCUGGAUGGACAGCCGGGUCAACUUUGAAGCGGGAAUCGGCAGGGAGAAGCGAGAUAUUCUCAUAGUAGCUUUGAAGUUCUUGCUGAGACCAUUCAGGGUCUGCCCAUGGCGUGGUGAAGGCAUGGAAAGUUCUUCCCAAUUCAACGGGAGAAUCGACCUUGUGAGGCAUGCCCAUUUUGGCACUGAAAAGGGACAGAAUGGCAACAAUCCAAGUGGCCACUCCAAGACCAAUUGUCUGAGAGUACAGGAAGCUAGGGAAGCUGACCUUCAGGGCGAUGCCAAUAGGCAGGCCCACAAGGAUACCAAUCAGAAGAGGCUUCAGGGCGUGAGGCCCGGUAAAGAUCUUGGUGUAUUGGUACCAGAUCAGACCACUGUAGGCAAGCACGUAAGAGAAGAAGACGAUCAUAGCUUCUACCGAUGACUGGAAUGUCCAGAUGAGAGCGGUUGAGAGGGCGAGACUCCAGACAUGCCACAGCAAAAACCGGAACAGUGUUCGCCAGUAGACCUUUCGACGGAAAUGAAUGUUCUUCUUCUGCGAAAGACGAAUGUCCUUGGCCGACUUGACGGCAGCUGGAGUAUUAUCACCAAUCGCAUCGUGCAGCUCCUGGGCCUUAGUGUCGAUAAGCACGGCGCCAAUAAGAUAAUAAGCGAGUGCGAAACCAACAGCCAUGCGAUUCGCAUCAGUCAAAGAGGAUGUAAGUCCAAGAAGACGGUCACCGCUCAGGAGCUGCACCCACUUGUCGAGAAGGGCAAUGAUAAAGUACAGGAUGCCACAGCCAAUCUCCUUGCUUGAUUCACGCCAAUGAACGAAAGCAUUGUGUAAACGAAGGCCUUUCUGUGAGCUGCGCAAUACAUCAAGGGCAACCUUGGUCUGAAUGUUCCAUCCAGAGCUGAACGGAAUCGGGCGUGGAACAUCCGCAUAGCGACAGUACCAGUCCAAAAGAAAGUUGGUAGAAUCCCAGUCUCGAGCGAGUUCCUUGACCAUCUGAUCGGUGGUUGCCCUGGAGAAAAUUCCACGAGACUUUUCAGCCAUGAUAUCGCUCAAAAGCGCCUCCCGCGCUAGCUUGAGAGCGGCAGGGUCACUCAUGGUACCAAAGACUUUCUCAUUGUCGUUUCCAUGAACGGAGAUGUACCACUUGCGGAUCUCAGUAUCAUCGGUGCGUCUAAUAGAUUGAUACCAUGUUACCCACUUGGCAGUCGUGGAGCGCAGACUGAGCAGUAGAACACCGAUGAAGAGAUAGAUGACAGCCAAGUAAAUAGCCGAAUCAUUUCCAGCAAAAGUAGUAAUGAUGGGCGACAAAGAGAGAAUUGGAAUGCAGAGAAUAAUGGCCUUGCGGCCCGAGAGGAAUGUGGAACCGGGGUAGCUGAAGCUUGCGAGAGAAGCAAAGGUAGAGAAGUAGAUGGUCAGGGCAAUCAGAUAAAGAUAGAAAAUAAUACCCGCCCGAGGGCCUCUGACGCUGGAGAUAGCGAUGAAGCCAAUCAAGCCUCCGGCGACUGUGAAUGCAAUACCUGCAAGCAGACGAAUCAAGACGAACAUGUUGGCUGCAGCAAAAGCCAUGGAGAUGAGGUAGUAUGGUCCACCGCAUGCGAUCCAUGUGCCGAUAGCACCGGAAAGUAGCAAGGAAAUCAUCAAGGCCAUUGUCGCACUGUCUUGCUCUUGAUGCGUCAUGUAGGCAGAAAGAUAAAGACCUCGUCCGAUGAGGGUGAGCAGGAUGAUGUCAAUCAGGGCCGGAAUAGCGAAGACACUCAAGAAGGUAAAUCGCUGAUAUGGUCGCAUGGUCUUAGCCUUGUCAUCGGGAUUCACAUCUAUCUGAGCACCGGCAUAGGCUGUGGCCAAUUGCGGAGCGCCAUCAAUCCAGUUUGGAGGUUGGUGCUUGGAAUAAUAGGCUCGGAACCGAUCAGAGAGAAGUUUUCCGAAGACGCUGGGAUUGACACCAAAGUAUGCUUCACACCGUGAACCCAGAGCGAAGGACUCUGCGAAAGCGGCAGCUUGGUCUGAAUGCUGGUUGAACAAUGGAUUUCUGUCCGUUACCUCGGCAUAGAUUUCAUCGAAAGCACCUUUCCUCGCGGCACAGAAAAGCGACAGGGCCAGCAUAUCCGCAUAGGCAUCGACUUGACCUUCUUGCACCAAAUCGCAAAUUGCAGAAGUGAUAAUUGCCAGAUCGUCCUCGCGGUGUUGCUUCAGUACUCGUGAAAAAACUUCAUCGACCUGGUGGAAUAGAUCCAGAGACGCCGAGAGCGAAGGAUAAGAACAGCCUUGCUCCCUGUACCAACCGAUGCGCGAUCGGAUCAGUUCCUCGGGACUUGUUGAACCUUCGAGAUACCCGACAGUGUUGAGUUCUUUCAAUUGAGCAAAUGAUGGCGCGUCCACAAGCUGCUGGCGAAUAUAAGCGCAGAUAUUCUCCGACAAGUCGCUGUGAGAAUCGGUAAGUGACAGAUGCUGCAGAAGCAAUAGUCGCUCCUCCGGACUAAGAGCGUCGAUAUCCUGAACGAAUCGGCGGGGAAGUUGGGCGUUUGGAACCAAAUCCUUGGACCACCUUGCUAGAGCUACUUCCAUUUCAUAGCAGACAUGUCGGGAGAAUCCCUUUGCAGAUAGGAAUGUGUGUAAGACAGUUCCUGCCAGACCCUGGGCAUUUUUGGACACGAAGAUCUCGACUUUUUCGUCAUCUUGCUCGUAGACCGCCCAGAAGCGGCAGUCGGAGGUCUUUCUGAGACCAGAGUCUAGCGCAAGGCUAAUCUUCAAUGAACCAUCUGACGCUAGAUCGGCCAAAUGUUGAAUUGAAGAUAGUAGAUGCGUAUCGUCAAAUGAUAGACCCAGAUUUUCGUGAAAGUUGCGGAGAAGAAGACCAAUGCUUUGAACUUUUGUUGGUGGCACAGGGUGUAGAAGUUCCAGGGAUUUAAGACGUUGCUGAGAUUGAAGAAUUUCCGCGAAGGCCAUGGGAGUCGGGUCCGAUCCAAGAGGGAAGCAUCCCAUGUUGGUAUACUCUUGUCCCGACAUGGAGACAGACAACGGGCUGCCCUGUGACUUGACCUGUGCAACCCAUUCCGGAGGAUCUCUGAGCCGAAGGACGGGGCUUUCUGGUGUCUUGGUCUCACUCUCCUCUGAAUCAAGCAAGUUGUCAACAGCCGGAAAAAUUGAUCCAAGUGAUUCCCAGCUAGUUUGGACGCCAGAGAUGGUCGAGAUUUCGCGAUUAGAGCGCCAUGUGUCGUGGGUUUUCAUAAUCUCGGCUUCCUUGAGCCAACCAAAAGCCGGAAGAGGCUCUGUGAUUGGAGUGUUCAGAUCAGAAUCCUUGAGAGAGGCCUCUGGACCAAUCCAAGAAAUUGCACUGUAGAAGCCGCACCACUGAAUGGAUCUCCGGACGAUGGCGUUUGACAAAGUAACGUCGUUGUUGAUAGUCUCCCACGCUAAUACCACAAAGUCUCUCAUGCAUGCCUCGGAGACGAAUGCCUUGAUUGUCGAUUGCAGAGAUUCCAUCUGGAAGUAGUCGCGCUUUUCACCGUUUGGCAUGAUGCUAGCAUUACGGACGACUAGUCCAGAAAUUGCUCCAUUCUGUAAAGCCUUUCGGUUUUGCAAGAAAGUGGGUGGUUGUACUUCAACAUAAACCGCUAGUCCAAGUGCACUAAUUGCCUCGAAGAGCUUCGCAUGGAUAGAAGGUGUAAAUAUGCCCUCCCAGUUGGCGAACAGGAUUCCGGAGAAGGCGCUGUCGUUGAAGUUGUUGGCAAGGAUCCCUUCGAUCUUUUCGAUUGCGCUCAAGACUGAUUCCUUCGACGAAUGAAUCUGCGCGAGAUCAAGCCUACCCAGGACUUGGCUGCGAUUGCACUUGAAAAUUGCCUCCGCAACGCCAUCCUGGAAUGGAUCCACAAUCAACAGAUCCCACUGGGCCAGUAGCCUUUCUUGGGAUGCAGUUGGCGGCUGAUUGAAGCUUCCCAGGUAUACUCCAAAGGAAGCGGGCUUUUGCGAAUGUGUGGAAGUGUGAACCAAAUUGAGUUCUCGGUUCGCCAAUUUUUGAAGACAUUGGGAGACAUUUGAAGGAACUUUGUCCGACAAUGGCCGCGAC